AUGACAGAUGACCAAGACCUUUCAGAGGUGGAAAUGAGCCCGGUGGGUUCCGAAGACCAUCACUGCCUCUCACCGGGACCUUCCAUGGCAUCAGAUACCCCCUCUCAUCUCACCAGCUCCGGGAGCGGAGAGAUGGGGAAGGUCAAGAAGGAACAGCAAGACUCAGAGACGGACGACGAUAAGUUCCCCGUGUGCAUCCGGGAGGCAGUGAGCCAGGUGCUGAGUGGCUACGACUGGACCCUGGUGCCCAUGCCUGUGCGGGUCAAUGGGAGCAACAAAAGCAAACCCCAUGUCAAGCGGCCCAUGAACGCCUUCAUGGUGUGGGCACAGGCUGCCCGCAGGAAAUUGGCUGACCAGUACCCUCACCUCCACAAUGCAGAGCUCAGUAAGACCCUCGGGAAGCUCUGGAGGUUAUUGAAUGAAAGCGACAAGCGGCCCUUCAUCGAAGAGGCAGAGCGACUUAGGAUGCAGCACAAGAAGGACCACCCCGAUUACAAGUACCAGCCGCGCCGGCGGAAAAAUGGCAAGGCCUCCCAGGGCGAGGGUGAGGGCCAAGCCGAGGGAGAAGCUGGCGGGGCUGCAGCUAUCCAGGCCCACUAUAAGAAUGCCCACUUGGAUCACAGACAUCCUGGGGAAGGAUCCCCCAUGUCUGAUGGGCACCCCGAGCACUCCUCAGGUCAAAGCCAUGGACCCCCCACUCCUCCAACAACUCCAAAGACAGAACUCCAGGCAGGCAAAGCUGACUCCAAGCGGGAAGGGCGCUCUCUUGGGGAAGGGGGCAAGCCUCACAUUGACUUUGGCAACGUGGAUAUUGGGGAGAUCAGCCAUGAAGUGAUGUCCAACAUGGAGACCUUCGAUGUCAAUGAAUUCGACCAGUACCUGCCACCCAAUGGACACGCUGGCCAUCCAGGCCAUGUUGGGGGCUAUGCGGCAGCAGCGGCCGCUGGCUACGGCCUCGGGAGUGCCCUGGCUGCAGCCAGUGGACACUCUGCCUGGAUCUCCAAGCAGCAUGGAGUCUCCUUGUCUGCUGGCACAUCAUCGGUGGUGGACUCCAAGGCACAGGUGAAAACGGAGGGUUCUGCCCCUGGAGGCCAUUACACUGACCAGCCCUCCACUUCCCAGAUAGCAUAUACGUCCCUGAGCCUGCCCCACUAUGGCUCGGCUUUCCCCUCCAUCUCCAGGCCCCAGUUUGACUACCCCGACCACCAGCCCUCAGGACCCUACUAUAGCCACUCCAGCCAAGCCUCUGGCCUCUACUCUGCCUUCUCGUAUAUGGGACCCUCGCAACGUCCCCUAUACACUGCCAUCUCUGACCCUGCACCCUCUGUGCCACAGUCCCACAGCCCCACACAUUGGGAACAGCCCGUGUAUACAACUCUCUCCAGACCGUAG
Emys orbicularis (European pond turtle) is the source of this 1392-nucleotide messenger RNA. It is a transcript of the gene SOX10, whose product is annotated as SRY-box transcription factor 10. Gene Ontology annotation, biological process: neural crest cell migration; peripheral nervous system development; enteric nervous system development. Gene Ontology annotation, cellular component: nucleus. The record is from RefSeq and is a predicted model, not a curated record. Lineage: Eukaryota; Metazoa; Chordata; Testudines; Emydidae. The coding region runs from base 1 to 1392 and encodes 463 amino acids. Gene Ontology annotation, molecular function: DNA-binding transcription factor activity, RNA polymerase II-specific; RNA polymerase II cis-regulatory region sequence-specific DNA binding. The transcript has 3 exons.